AUGUACUUUCCCGGGGACCAGGACCCGACUCAGGAACGCUUCCACACACCGGCGCAGCGCGCACUGCGCUGCCACCAAAUUCGUCAUUCAGUUGGCGCCAUGACCAUCCUUCAACUGGAGAUACCCGGUCAGAUACGAGGGCACCACUUCACAUGCUCUUUCCCGUACGCCGGAGACGUGCCACUCAAUCUCGAUCCUGUCAGACUCCGGAGGCGCCGGCUCGGCAGUCAUGACGACAACGGAGUGGGGAGACCCGGCUACACGGAGCUUCGCUUUGCCCAUCAAGGUAUCAAGCACUCUCACAUGGCAGACCCCACGCAAUACCACAGGACACCAUCAUGA
Messenger RNA from Colletotrichum costaricense, 342 nucleotides. RefSeq lists its product as uncharacterized. The record is from RefSeq and is a predicted model, not a curated record. NCBI's taxonomy places the organism in Eukaryota, Fungi, Ascomycota, Sordariomycetes, Glomerellales, Glomerellaceae. The coding region runs from base 1 to 342 and encodes 113 amino acids. The transcript has a single exon.